Messenger RNA from Ceraceosorus guamensis, 3490 nucleotides. RefSeq lists its product as hypothetical. Gene Ontology annotation, biological process: proteolysis. NCBI's taxonomy places the organism in Eukaryota, Fungi, Basidiomycota, Exobasidiomycetes, Ceraceosorales, Ceraceosoraceae. The transcript is spliced from 7 exons. The record is from RefSeq and is a predicted model, not a curated record. The coding region runs from base 106 to 3078 and encodes 990 amino acids. Gene Ontology annotation, molecular function: peptidase activity.
CAUCCGCUUGAGCUCGCGUCUCCGCUCUUCUCAUCAUCGCAUCGCUUGCUACUGCGAGUGAAUGCCACGACUUGAGACUGAGCCCCACCAACAGCCGCGACGGUCAUGUCACAGGCUCAAACUCCCACGAAUGGCUCGGAUGGAGCGGCUGGCAAAGUCGCAGCUCCACCAAAUUCCAACGGCGCAACCCAAGCCGGUGCUACGUCAUCCGCUCAAACGGGCAGCAAUGGACCAGGCGGCGGAUCGCAGCAACCUCACGCUCAGCCCAAGACCCAACCAGGACUUUUUGCAAGAAGGUUCCCAAACGCUGCGGCUGCUGCUCAGAGGGCGAGACAGAGCGCUGGAGGUCAGGUCGCUGUGAAGGUCUGGAAUAACAGGAGGUACUUGGGUAUUGGAAUUGCUGUGACAUUUUUGGGGACGAGCUACAUCAGCGGCAAGAUAGCUCAGAUCAAACGGGAUCACGUAGCUGAUGAUUCCUGGCUGGUAUGGAAGAUCUACGAUGGCGCCAUCGUCGAGGCUCGAGGCCCCACGAGUCUGACGGCGCUGCUCGGCGGCGCAUCAGCAGGCGAGGAUGCUCCUCGCGUCAUGGAGCUGUACGAAGCCGUGCGGGCUCUCAAGUGGGCCAAAGGCGACUCUCGCAUCCGAGGGCUCAUUGCCGACUUCUCAGGCCUGCACAUUCCAGGAAGCUCAAGAGGUCCAGGGCUGGGGUUUGCGCAAAUCGAAGAAUUGACCCAAGCCAUACACGAUUUCAAAAUCGCAAAGAACGAAGAGCUGACGGAAAGGCAGAAGGGAUCAGCAGGCAAAAUUUUGCAGGUCGAGAUUACUAGGCCGGGACAUAAACCGGAGAUGAUGAAUGCCGACUCCCUCGAUGAGGAGCAGCUCGUCGCUUGGUUGUCCGAAGCCGACCCCAAGCUCAAGCCCGAGCAAGCAGAGGCCAAGGUCCAGCAGCUGCACAAAGCGGUGGAUCGUAUCAAAGCUUCGGCGGAGACAAAGGCAGCCACGAAGGUUGAAAACGGCCAGGGAGCGGCAGCUGGACCUGUGACGCGACAAUUGCCAGCCACGAUCGCCUGGACGGAUACGUUCAGCUCUCAAGGCGCGUUCCUGUUGGCGUCCGCUUUUGAUGAGGUCUACAUCCAGCCAUCCGGCUCCGUACCUCUCAGAGGUAUUGGCGGCAGCAUUACCUUUUUCCGGCGAGCAUUGGAAAAGCUAGGCAUCAAGCCUCACGCAGAAGCUCGGCGAGAAUACAAGUCGGUCGUAUCCCAAUACACGGAAGAUGGCACAUUGACCGAACCUCAGCUACAGAAUCAGGCUUCAUUGCUUGGUGACUUGAAUCGAGGAAUGUGCUUUGCGAUUGGCGUCAAUAGAUGGCCUGACAUGGACCCGGACGAAGCUGCUGACAAGGUCGCGCAACUAGUCAAGAAAGGACCCUUCUCGGCCAACGAGGCCAUCAAAGAAGGUCUCAUCACUGGUACGAUGUACAAGCGAGAGCUGUUCAAGCAAAUCGGAGGACAAGAAGCCAAAGUGAAGAGCUUCCCACUGUACUCCGACAUCAUUGAUCGCACACUCGCCAAGCGUUUACCGGACUCUUACAAGAAUCAGGUUGGCGUCGUAUACCUCUUAGGGGGCAUCAGUAGCGCUCCCGGGGACUUCACUGCCGCGCACGCCAUCAAGGGCCUUCGCGAGGCGUGCGAGGAUGAUGAAAUCAAGAGCAUCGUUCUUCGUCUGGACACCGGCGGAGGAUCUGUGGUAGACAGCGAUUCGAUCUACGAUGCCGUGAGGAGAUGUCAGGAAGAGUACGGCAAGCCUGUCAUCGCAAGCUUUGGAAACGUCUCCGCUUCUGGAGGGUACUAUGCUUCCGCUUCGGCAGACGCUAUCUUGGCAUGCGAGUCCACCAUCACCGGAUCCAUCGGCGUGGCUGGCCUCAGACCAACGAUUACGCGCAAAAUCUUUGAUCAGCUGGGCAUCUCCAUGCAGUCUUUCUUCACGGGCAGCAAGAACGAGUCGUUGAUGCAUGAGAUGAGCGAAGAGUACCGCAAGAGGAACGCAGAGCAUAUUGACGAGACCUACGACGACUUCUUAAGCAAGGUUUGUGAGGGUCGAGGUAUCUCUAAGGAAGUCAUCGAAGAGCUUGCAGGAGGCAGAGUCUACACUGGUCUGACGGCGCUCCUAAAGAGCAGGCCAGAGGAAGAGCUGAUGGGCGACGAGGCUGCCUCCGAGACUCCGAACGCGGCCAAGAAACCCGUGAAACUUUCCUUCAGAUAUCGACCCAAAGACAUCACGCGUCAAGGCGAAUUUUCGACCAUUGCCAUUGAAAGUGACGCUUCCGAAGAGCAGGCGGGCACUGCUUCUACCUCCGCAACUGCAUCUGCUACGGAGCAAGAAAAGCAGGACGAAGAUAUCGUAGCCCAGGCCGCUAGAUUGGUGGCUGAAGAGGAAGGCUCGAUCGCUCUUGCUGCUGCUUCAGAGACCGCAAUUGAUGGGGAGGCGGAAGACCAGCUGGCCGAGAAGGCUCAUCAGGUUGCCGAGGCUGAGCGUAAAGCUGAUGAAGAGGAGAAGGCUGCAACCGAAGGGGCUGCAGACGUGCCUAAGGGUCCGUAUGGACGAGGACUCAUUGAUACCAUUGGAGGCUUGGGCGAAGCUGCGGCUUUGGCGUUCGCCACCGAGGUCUCCAUUGAGAUUCAGAAGCUCAUUACUGAACAUAAGAUGACAAAGGAGCAGGCUAUGCAAGCUGUGAGACCCGGUCGACCACGCGUCAUUGACGAGUCGGGGCAAAUCAGCUUUGAAGGCGAUCUCGAGCUAGUGCGCUUCCCGCGGGAGAAGAACUUCUUGCAGAGAGCGAGAGAUAUACGGAUGGGCAAAGCGGAUCGACCCUCGGUGCUAGCCCUCUUUGGUUUCCCUGGUCUUACGGCAAUCGCAAAUGAGAUGGUAACCACGGCUGCUAGGUCUGCCGUCAGAAUGCUCAUUAACCUCGACAGCGAAGCGUGGGCUCGAAUGGUGGAGGAGGAAGUCGCGAAUGCGUCGAACGAGCAGAAUCGAAUGCGCGCUCACAUGAGGACCGGAGCUUGGGCUCGUCCUUGAUGUCCUGUGUCGCCACAGCACAAAAGGACCAAAGAAAUCGUCCACCCCUCAGCACCAAUAUUGACGCAUCGCUGCUCCGUGUCGGAGUACGCAAAUCACAGCAAGGCUCUGGUCAAUUAGAUGCAUGCAUAGUCUACUGCGGUGACUCGCUUGAUCUGCUACUUUCGCUGCAGAUCGUGUGGCGCCCAAGGUGAGAGAUCAACGAAAUCAGUCGAGGUCCAAUUCCUCUCCCCCAUCUCCGGCAGAUUCUUCGGUGUCUGGCCUCUGUACGCCCUUAGGUGCGGGCGGUUGCUUGACGAUGACUGGAGCCGGCUGCGAGCCACCUUGGGGUCCUCCGCCCAUCAGAGCUCCAAGCAUGUCCUGCAUAAAGUUUCCCUGCGGCUGAUUGGACCUGACGUCAAAGUAGAGCGUC